AUGGAAGGGUUAAAUGUGGGGUUAGAAGAAGUUGUGCGCCAUCGUAUCAUUCGUGGAGCAGUGAUUGGUGAUGGAGACCUCAAUUUAAAUCUUAAUAAAUCCUACUUUUACAGGAUUCGUCUUCCUUUUCAUUGUGUGGAGGAGAUGGUUGGUAUUACUGGGUAUGAUCCCGCUUGUAUCCCUUUCUCAUAUCUUGGGUUACCAUUUGGGGCUAAUAUGAACCGUGGCGUGAAUUGGAAUCCAGUGAUUCAAAGUGAGACUAAAAGAGAAAUCCCUUGGGUGAAACGGAAUUUGGUUCUAAACUUUAAGGAAAAAGGUGGUUUAAGAAUCGGAAGUUUAAAGACUUUCAACUUAGCUUUGCGUAUAAAAUGGAGAUUGUGUUUUUAUAAAGAGGUGGAUGUGCUUUGGGCCAAGGUGAUUCAAAAUAUCGAUGGUAUGCAUGAUGGUUUAGGGUUGUCUUCCCCAAAACUGAGGGGAGGGGUAUGGUCUAAUCUUGUGAAAGCCUUUGAUAAUUGGGAUCUGCUCUAA
This is a messenger RNA of Lactuca sativa (garden lettuce), 528 nucleotides long. RefSeq lists its product as uncharacterized. NCBI's taxonomy places the organism in Eukaryota, Viridiplantae, Streptophyta, Magnoliopsida, Asterales, Asteraceae. The record is from RefSeq and is a predicted model, not a curated record.